AUGCCUUCCAAUCGGACGAACGUUCUCUAUGGUGCUGCAGGGGCUGCUGCUGGAGGGGUUGUCGCGUGGCGUUCUCUGUUUCCAUGGAUAGGAGACGAUUUGACAACCGCCUUAGGAAUGAAGAAAGUAGGUGACAGGAAAGACACAGACCUUGCCAACGAGGUUUAUUUGAUUGACACGUUCGAAGGGUUUGUUAAACAGCAUCCUAAUAAGGUGUUCCUGUACUUCGAAGAAAGAGAAUAUACUUAUGAAUUCGUCAACAACAUGGCAAAUAAGAUUGCAAAUAUAGUACUUUCUCUCAACCUCUCACCCGGGGAUACGGUGGCAACAAUGAUAGAGAACGAACCCUCCUUUGUUUGGACACUACUUGGUCUACAGAAAAUUGGCUUGGUGGACGCAUUCAUCAAUUACCACCUGACAGCUGAGCCCCUUCUGCACUCCAUCCGGGCAAGUAGUGCCAAGGUUGUCAUUAUCGGCUCAGGUGAAGGUCUGUUGGAAUCUGUUAAUGAAAUCCGACACAAUUUGUCGGAAAACCUACCAAUUUACGUCCAAGGACGCUCACAGUCUGAGCUUCCUCCGGGAUAUCUUUCGUUGGAUCACGCCAUGGAAAGGACACUUCCACUUCCUGUAAGCAAGCACCUGCGCUCACAUGUCACAUUGAUGUCACCGUUAUGCUACAUCUACACGUCUGGCACAACAGGAUUGCCAAAACCAGCUAUAUUUAACCAAGCUAAGGCGAUCUCCGCCUCAAAGAUUUGGGCAUCGUUUGAUUUCAAUGACAGCGAUGUUUCGUAUGCCGUUACACCCCUCUACCAUAGCGGGGCAGCUUCGCUAUGCCUUAUGAACACUAUUGCAGUCGGCGCUUCUAUGGCCUUACGCCGGAAGUUCUCUGCCCGCCAUUACUGGGAAGACUGCCGGAAGUACAAAGUCACCGUUGUGCAUUAUAUUGGAGAGCUCUUUCGGUAUAUUCUUAAAGUACCGGAGUCACCUCUUGAUGACGUUCACAACAUCCGUGUUGCUAUGGGAAAUGGUCUUCGAUUGGAUAUAUGGAAGAAAUUCCAGGACAGAUUUAAGAUUCCUGUGAUCGUUGAACAUUUCGGGGCCACUGAGGGGACAUCGAUAGCAAUUAACCUCACCAACAAAGUAGGGGCCGUCGGCAGGCUAUCCCCUCUGAUGCGAUUUGCUUCCAAGUACAAACUAAGUGCGCCAAUUCGCGUGAUACAUUAUGAUAGAGUAAAGGACGAACCAAUCAGAGGAAAGAACGGAUUCUGUAUCGAUUGCGGCGCAGGUGAGGAAGGUCUGAUCAUUUCUGAGGUACCCGAAACUACGACACAGUUCUAUGUGGGAUCCAAGGCUAUGAAUGAGAAGAAGUUCUUGAGAGAUGUUUUCGUCAAAGGAGAUGCUUACUUUAACUAUGGUGAUAUCCUCUUCGUUGACAAAGACUAUUAUUUGUACUUCCGGGACAGGCUCGGGGACACAUUCCGUUGGAAAAGUGAAAACGUGUCCACACGAGAGGUUGCCGAGGUGUUGAGCACUCUAAAAUUUAUUCAGGAUGUCAACGUGUACGGUGUAGAAGUACCAGAUAAUGACGGAAAAGCUGGUAUGGCUGCCAUUCUAUUAAAAGAUGGCACAUCGAUUACACCUGAGGUUCUGCAACAAAUCUACAAAAAGUGCGCAAAAUCACUUCCAAGCUAUGCCAGGCCAAUAUUUCUACGGUUCCAAGCGGAUUUUAAUGUUACACAAACAAUGAAACACAAGAAAUCGGACCUUGUAAAAGAGGGUUAUAAUCCAGAUAUCGUUUCUGACCCUCUCUUCUGUGUGGAUGUAAAAAACAAAACAUAUUCUCCUUUAGAUUCUUCAUCCUUUCACCAAGUCAUCAAGUCGAGACUGUAA
Molecule: messenger RNA, 1893 nt
Organism: Ylistrum balloti
Lineage: Eukaryota; Metazoa; Mollusca; Bivalvia; Pectinida; Pectinidae
Product: long-chain fatty acid transport protein 2-like
Exons: 10
Coding region: 1-1893 (630 amino acids)
Molecular function (GO): long-chain fatty acid transmembrane transporter activity; long-chain fatty acid-CoA ligase activity
Source: RefSeq, a predicted model, not a curated record